GGAGCUCAGUCGGGGUUUGGUGGAUACAGGGAAACGAUACGGCGUACAGUACGCUGAUCGAGUUAUCCAAUAGAUGUGGAGUUGUUGUUAUUGCUGUGUUUAUUUUCGUUGUCUUAUGCUUUAGUCCAUAUAAAGCUCUGUAAGAUGGAAAAUUCUGCAUAUGUACCAAAUCAUCUUCCACCACCUGCUCUUGUCGUCUUCUCUCAGGCUGGAGGGCUUCCAGAGGCUCUGAGAAUGCAGAGGCCCUUUAAUCCCCAGGUCCCAGAAGCAAAAGACCUGCACGUCCCUUUUGGCAGUGCUACUGUUGCCGGUUUUGGCCUGCGGCACGUUGAUAGCUACCCAGGGCUGCCAGCUCACUUGCUUCAUCACCUGCAACCACAGUUUGUGCACCCAGCCCUGGAUCCCAGGCUUCCAUUUGGCUCUGCAGGAGCUGGUGCCUUCCGUCCUUUGGGGCGAGGGCACCCAGGUGCUGGUGAUAUGGAGACUGGGGGGCUGUCUGCUUUUGCACCUCCAGCUCCUACACUGUCUAGUUCUGGUAACCGAAGUGAGGGCCUGGCGGGCUCUGUCUCACCCAACAGUACACCGCCUCUGCAGCCCCGUGUAAAGGAGGAGGGUUCGGACACACCACUGUCAGAAGACAGAGACCGUGAUGGCACACUCACUCCUGGAUCCUUAUCGGAAGGCAAUGUUGCAGACCGGCUUACACCAGAGGAGGGACGUGGCUAUAGACAUGGGGCCGGGGCCGGCUGGGACGGCAGGCCCGCGAGGCUGCUGCUGCCGCCCACCAUGGGCAUGAAGAUGUGGCACUGGCAAUUACCCCUCGGCCUACCGCCAUAUCCUAUCUUUCCGCGCACAUGGAAGAAGAAGCUGCAGGCGGAGGCGUCGUGCUGCCCGGUGUGCGGCGUGACGCUGCGCGCGGGCGAGCUGGAAGCGCACUACGCGCACGAGCUGCAGCGCCUCUACAAGCUGGGCGGCGCGCGCGCCAGGCGGCCGCCCCCGCCUCCCCCGCCGGGGCCCGCCGCCGCAGCCGCCGCCGCCGCCGCCGCCUCUGCCUCCGCCGACGGCACGCACGAGGGUCGCUGGGAGACUUACCAGCGGAUCAAGGCGAACCGACAGAGCAGGCUGCGCUUGAAGAACCGCAAGCGCAAGGCGGACGAGGCGACGUGCCCCGUGUGCAGCGAGCGUCUUUCAGGAAGCCCCGACGAGCUCAACGCGCACGUAGACGCCUGCCUGCGCAAGCACGGCGACGGCGACGGCGAUUCGGACGAGCCGGUGGACGUGGAGGGCGGCGUCUUCACGGAGUACGAGUGGGCGGGGCAGCGGCGCGUGCGCGCGUCCGCGCUGCUCGUGGGCGGCUACGCGGCGGCCGGGCUGGCGACGGCCGCGACCACGGCCGACGACGCCGACCACGGGGACCUGGUCGUCGACGGCGACGACUCCGCCACGCUGGGGCCCGCGCAGUACUCGGAGGCCGACGUGCUGCUACCCGCCGCCGCGGCGCGCGAGCGGCGCGCGCUGCGACACGCCCUGCUCAGUGGCGAUAGCAGCAGUCCGGCAGCGGAGGCGACCGACAUCAAGGAGGAGCCGGACGGCGACGGCGACGGCGAGGCCGACCGCGACCAGCUGGUCGAGGCGCUCAAGGCGCGCAUCCGACAGCUCGAGGCGGACGCCUCCAGCGCCGACAAGUUCAAAUGCCUCAUCUGCAUGGAACGUUACAAGAAACCUGUCAUAUCCAUAUGCUGCUGGCAUGUUCAUUGCGAAGAAUGCUGGCUACGUACUCUGGGUGCAAAGAAGCUGUGUCCUCAGUGCAAUAUGAUAACAUCACCAUCGGACCUGCGGAGGAUUUACAUGUGAUCGCCCCUAGCUGAUACUCUGGCGACCGCCAUCCAUUUUGUUGAAGAAGUAACUCCAGUGGAAACACGUGCUACAUCUCUCUGAAGUGGAACAUCCCUUGGCUUUCUUCGGUUUGCGACAUAGCGUAUUUAUGAAACUACGGACUGAUGAUGGAUUUGUUGGUGCACUGCAGAGAGAUGAAGCUUUUAUUUGCGGAUAGCUGCAACUUCACAGCACAGUUGGAAGAUUUUUGUGUCAAUGCGUUCCUUGUACGAAGGUGAGUUGCAGCUACGGCUUGUGAGUUACGGCGUCAAGAAUGAAUACACCAAUCAAAGCGACGUUCUUUGACUGGCUUGCAAGAGACAUAGGCGGUAGUGCCGUCAAUCGUGAUAAGCUGCAAUUUACUUCAGUCGAUUUUGAAGUAACUGACAUUCGUAAGAUUUGACAAUGUGCGUGAAAGCUCAGUGUCGUACGUACAAUGGCUAACGAUUUAGGGAGGAAACGAGUGCAUCGUAAUUAUGCAGGACUGUUGUUAAACUCAAGAACAGAAGCGUCAUCUGUGUGAGCGUGUGGAUUCUCGCCGUUAACUGGAGGCGCACCUGGUCGAUUCCGGACGGGACAGAAGAUCCGAGUGGGCAAGUUGGAAAUUAAUGUGUGGGAGCUGUGCCAGCCCCUCAUGUAUUCGUAUUUGUCGAGACAGUUGGUCUGCUCUUUGUAAUGAGACGACGAGGUUCCGCAGAUCGUGGACCUCCUCCGGCUUUGUGAGGAUCUUAAAAAGUCUGAGCUCAACGAAUUAAAUAGCAAUACUGAUUCGCGACUCGCAUUUGACAAAUCACCACAGAAGCAUCCCACUAAGGCCGCGCGCGCAAAUUUCAUUUAUAAACCUCUCAUUAAUUUAACCACUGCAAAAUGUGUUUUGGCUUCAAUCGUCCUUCGUCUCAUAAAUGUUUGUGUGGCCAUCCUACUGACGUAGUGUACAUGCACAUUCCCAAAUAAUACUUACUGAAGCAGUGUAGCAUUACCCGAUCUUGUUGACGAAUAUGUAUGGCAGAUUCACCGUAUGUAUUUGUCAUAUUUUACGUUCUCUGUGUAUAUUAAGUCUGUGAGGCCCUUACUACAGUCUGACAGAAAUCGGUUUUAAUCAUGCAAAACACGUACCGGUAUUUUUAACGAAUUCACGAUUGGUAUAAUUGUUCUAGAAACUUUAAUUACCUCUCGUCAGUGACUGUUGUCGAAAGAUUAGCUGUCUGGCUGACUGCGCAUCCCAGCUACAUUUCUAAAAUAAAACUUAAUUUUUAUUAUAAAGUGAACUUUCUUACCAAAAUAAAACUAUACCAAUUAAUAAUGAGAAAAUAUUUACAACGUGACAACCGUCAGUUAUAGGUCCCAUACCCUAUCACUUGUGCAAAAUAUAUAGCUUACAGUAAACAUCUUGCCGAGCGCCCAUGUACAGUGUCGAAUAAUAUGCCAAAUAGCAACCCUGAUGAGGCUUUAAUAGCAGAGUACCAUCUCAAAGCAGACGGCUAUGGACCGAUUGUAUUAGAUAGAAUUCCGUCUAGAAAAUUACCCGAUAUGAAUCUUGUAACUCAGCCCCACUUCUGCUCACGUAGUCUGCUUUUAUUGUUACUGACAAAGUUGUUCCGAAACGUCCUUAAUUAUCAGUCUACGUGUGCUGGCUAUUGUGUAUCCGAAACGUCCAUGAAGAUAAAACUGUGUGGACCCAGAGAGCUGCUUUAUUGCUUAGCCGUACACUGCUGCUCCCUUCUGUGGCACCAGAGUUACUACACACAUUUUCCAGGGUAGUUCUUUGAUUCACAACUUGAAUAUUUCUCUUUAAAAAAUUGGUUUUUCGUAGUAAUAGUCCGUUGCAGACAGUCGGCUGUGGGAAUGUGUAAGUCGGAUCCUUCCAUCAGAAGCAGUUUGUCAAUUAAAAAGUAAAUUCCAAACAGUAACUGACGAAAACAGUUUUCAGUUGUUUCGACAGUUCUGGCCAAAUGUCGAUUUCAUCUGAUCGUUCUAAUAUCGUGUCAGAAUACCGUAUGAAAUUUACAUAGGAAAUUAAAUUCUAUUAACUUUAUCUGCACAGUAAUGGGGGAAACUUAACGUUGUGAAUUCUGUAUACACACAGAGCCUUUUAUUUAACACCUUGGUUCUACAUAUUAAUUACAGAAAUCUAUGUACCGUUUACGAAACCACCAGUUUGACGUUUAAGUGUUGCAGUUAUGUCAGAAAAUCGUGCCUGCUCUAAAAGUAAGUUGGCGAAGUGAGAAAAAAUUCAACUAACUGCGUUUAGUUGCUUCCUAUGCUGUCAGUAUGCUACCUCACUCGGUGAGAAAAAUACUUAAUUAAAUAAAGUCAGACUGCAGGAGCGUCAUGUCGAACUGAAAAAUGUAAACAUAAACAAACUGAAUUGUUCGUGUAGGGCUUCUUUGUGACUAAAUGACUAUAUGUUAGGAAUAGCCAGUAAAACGUUUUGCUUCCCAGAUACUAUGUCUUUUCAUUGUAUGAAGAGUACGUGUCUCAGUGUGCGAGAAAACAACUCGUGCAGAAUGUAGGGACAGUAAAAAUAACCUAGAGUCCCAAAGGUAACAGAAUUAAGAUUAACCUAAAUCUGUGUGAACUGGAGAUAAGACAAACCUAGUCUGCAGUGACCGCGGUUAGGGAGGAAUAUGUCGAUGGUAGCCAAUAAAAACCCCGCAACUCCAUCUGUUGGUGAAAACGUCGUAAUUCCAGUAACCAGUAACUCCAUAAUCAGAGAGAGAUUUGAAAGUGUGGUAAUUUCUCUAAUCUGUCAAUAACUAGGUUUCUACUAUACAGUUACAUAUGCAGCAACUUUCUGUAUCACUUUAUAUUAUUUUUAAGAAACCGUUUUUGCUUCUCCUGCAAAAUUUAAAAAAAAUGGAGCUACGAGGUUUUUGUUGCCUAUUAUCGAUAUGUACAUGUGUGUGCGAACGCAUAAUCCUGCCUAAGAUCAAUUAUACAUUUUUGUUACCUCAUCAAAGUAUUGAUGCAGAAUUUGAGUAGGGUGUCACCGAUAUUUAAAAGCGCAUAGAUAGGUAUGAUUCAAAAUCGAAAACUUUGAGAUUAGUAGAUGUGGAUUGCUCGUGCCUUCCUGCCCUUCUACCGUAAUACAUUCCGAAGGAGACACGUUGGAUUUGUCUGAAACCGCUUACAUGGAACGUUGCAGACCACAUGAGAACUAGCGUGGCUGAAUCAAACCGUAAUUAUGAGACUGACAGCGUGAGUUCUGUAUGUGCGACACGUCUGCAUGUCUCUCUUUUGGCCAGAAAACAUAAUGUAGUGUAACUAGAGGAAACAACUCCUAAUACGUAAAGGCGACUUCCAGUGGGAUUAGGGAACAAUGUCGAACGCAUAAAAGCAGGGAAAAGUUUUGAGAACAUCUGUGUUUAUGUUGCGUGACCUCUGUACUUAUAUAAAAUGCCAGCAGUUGCACUAAUAUAGCCAUCCACGAGUUUUGUUAAAGUAAAUUUGGUCCAUGUGUUUUUACCAGUGUCGAAGUACGGUUCUACAGGCCCGUCUGCUUAGAAGUACCCGGCAGGCAUUCAGUUGGCGGAAGACUUUCUUGGAGAGGUUAACAAUACUCUCUGUGACUCUGGCAGGGACCACGACCAUUUUACGUACAUUACGGAGCACCGCAUGUUUAUCUGUAACCUGGGUGUGCUGUUUGUGUAAUAGAAUGCAUGUUCACGUGUUAAAUUAUAUGAGAAUUUUCAUUACAUUAGUUACAUUUUGUUUUCUGGGUGUAACUGGCAAUGGCAUGGCAGAAACUGUAAAGCUUUGGCAAUUUCCACUCAGUACUACAGCUAACCAGCUCUCUAUAUACCGUGCAACUUCCCUUUGUUGGCUGUAGUGUAGAUUGUUGUACUCCCCAUUCGGAGAAGAAGAAACUGAAAACAGUUCUUUUUAGUAGUAACCCAGUCCUACCGUCCUCCCUCAACUGAACAUCAGCGACGUGGAUUUUAAAUUCUGACACUUAGGAAUGAAAUGCUUGUGUUGCAGUUCAUUAUACGUAUUUCGUGAUGAAGCAAACAUUAUUAAAAAAGGUUUGACAUAUUUUAUGUGGCGCUAACGUUUUUUGUAUCUAAGUACGAGUAGCAGUACCUUUCCAAGAAUUGUUUCUACGGGUUAAAAGGCAAGAUUUAAUUGGAAUCGUCUGUGAAAUUUUAUGUAAAACGUGAUUAUUGUUAAAUAACGCGAACAUCUGCGAAUAAAUAUACUGUAUAUGGCCCCACCAGAAAGGCAUUUUUCGUCAUAUAUGUUGUUAUGGUAAGAUUUCACGUUAAUACAGAGAUUUAUGAAUUUUUCCCGUUGUUUAUAUGGCCAUUGGACACCUUACUGACGUAAUAUUCAUGUGUGCCUGUUUACUAGUCCAUGUAAUGUUGUGGUUGAGAUGCCUCCUGUUACAGCAUUAAACUGUAGUUUCCUUUCUGUUUUACAAGACAGCUUUAAUCAAAUAUGUGCAUAAUAUUACUCAACAAACUCACGUUUACAAGUCUGAACCUUACAGUUGUAUAUUCUUUCACUUACUUUUACACAACAGUCAUGUUGCAUUGUCUCAGUAGAAUCUUUUUGUGAUUCACAUAUUUGUUUAAGUUCGUGCCACGAGGAUAAAAUGUCUAUGUUCUCAAUUCAAAAUAAUUUACUGUUUAUGCAAUUAGAUUUAAUUAUCUCUGUCAUUUUCAUCUCAAGGACUUAACUCCAACCCAAUGUUGGAGAAAAUUUAAAAUUGAACAGAAAUCAGUAUUUACCGAUAAUGAAUUAUUAUGGUAUAAUGUAUUUGAAUACCUUACAGCCAAGUGCCCAUUUCUUCAAUUUAUAUCUGUCAUAACUGUCAAUACCUAAAAAUAUAUGUGUGAAGUUCUACUAAUGUCACAAUCCGAAUUUCAGUUUGGCACAACCUUUUCUCAUUGCAAAGUUGGUUCUGUAUCUUGAUAAUUAAUUCCUAAAUACCAUAAAUCACACAGAGUGGUAUAAUGGUGUAUUUAAUUCGUAUUGCAAAUAUAUAAAUGUAUACAUACAGUCAACGCUACAUGUUCGGUAUCAUAUGCAUUUUGCCCUAACGCCAAAACGGCAGAUUAAGCUUACAUAUGUGUUGUGUCUUUAAAGCUAUUAUGACUAAAUGCAGUAGCAAAUUGUUUCCAGACCUGUAAUAGAAUAAAUAUUUGAAAUAUUAAAGCAGUUUUAUCUCUU
Molecule: messenger RNA, 7044 nt
Organism: Schistocerca nitens (vagrant locust)
Lineage: Eukaryota; Metazoa; Arthropoda; Insecta; Orthoptera; Acrididae
Product: E3 ubiquitin-protein ligase RNF220-like
Exons: 11
Coding region: 145-1854 (569 amino acids)
Biological process (GO): protein ubiquitination
Molecular function (GO): ubiquitin protein ligase activity; metal ion binding
Source: RefSeq, a predicted model, not a curated record